Mesorhabditis belari is the source of this 447-nucleotide messenger RNA. Lineage: Eukaryota; Metazoa; Nematoda; Chromadorea; Rhabditida; Rhabditidae. The record is from the annotation of a GenBank genome assembly.
AUGUACCAUUUCCAGUUCUUCCUCGAGGCUUAUCGCAUGUCAAUCCCCGAGAUCCCAGCACAUCAAAAUAUGUCCUUCGAUUCUCACAUGUAUCAACCAUCAAUCAAUCAUUUGUAUUCGGAAAAACAAAUGCCAGACAAUGAUCGACCGAUUCACUUGAGAACGCAACAGAAUCGAAGGAAACCGAGAGUGCUCUUCACGAGUGAGCAAGUGAAUGAACUGGAAGAGCGUUUCAAAAGACAGCGAUAUGUGUCAGCUGGUGAAAGAGAGGAGCUGGCUAACACUUUGGGGCUCACUCCAACACAGGUAAAGAUCUGGUUCCAAAAUCGGCGCUACAAAUGCAAGAGAAUCGAUCAAGAUAGAACACUCCAGUUGACACAACAAUUAUCCACAUUUGCCCCACAAAUGCUCACCCCGGCUUUGUUCAAUGGAGGACUCUUUCCACAA